AUGGAUGCGCCGUCGGGCGCCGGAGCUCGCCGGGCUCGCGGCGGCCUGGGCGCGGCCUCGCCGACGUCUUCGGGCCGCUCGGCGCGGGCCCCGGCUGCGCCCUGGGCGCGCUUCUCCGCCUGGCUGGAGUGCGUGUGCGUGGUCACCUUCGACCUGGAGCUGGGCCAGGCGCUGGAGCUCGUGUACCCAAGCGACUUUCAAUUAACAGACAAGGAGAAAAGCAGCGUCUGCUACCUGUCCUUCCCCGACUCCCACUCAGGUUGCCUGGGGGACACUCAGUUCACCUUCCGGAUGCGCCAGUGUGGAGGGCACAGGAGCCCCUGGCACAACGAUGACCGGCUGUACAACAGCAGGGCGCCCGUGGCACUGCAAAGGGACCCAGCUCACUACUUCGGCUAUGUGUACUUCAGGCAGGUGAAAGACAACUCCGUGAAGAGGGGUUACUUCCAGAAGUCUUUGGUGCUGGUGUCCCGCCUGCCCUUUGUCCGGCUCUUCCAGGCUUUGCUCAGCCUCCUGGCCCCCGAGUACUUUGAUAAGCUGGCUCCCUGCCUGGAAGCAGUAUGUAACGAGAUUGACCAGUGGCCAGCUCCAGUGCCUGGGCAGACCCUGAACCUCCCUGUCAUGGGGGUUGUCCUCCAGGUGCACAUCCCAUCCAGGGUGGACAAGCCUGAGUCCAGCGCUGUGAGGCAGUGUGACCACGAGAACCUACUGCCAGCCCCGGUGGUCCUUGCCAGCGUCCAUGAGCUAGACCUGUUCAGGUGCUUCCGGCCUGUGCUGGCUCAUGUGCAGAUGCUGUGGGAGCUGAUGCUGCUUGGGGAGCCCCUGCUGGUGCUGGCGCCUUCACCCGACAUAUCCUCAGAGCUGGUGCUGGCCCUGACCAGCUGCCUGCAGCCACUCAGGUUCUGCUGUGACUUCCGCCCCUACUUCACUGUCCAUGACAGCGAGUUCAAGGAAUUCUCCACCCGCACACAGGCUCCACCCAACGUGGUCCUGGGAGUCACAAACCCUUUCUUUAUCAAAACGCUCCAGCACUGGCCCCAUGUCCUCCGUGUCGGGGAGCCCAGGAUGUCAGGAGACCUUCCGAAGCAGGUCAAGCUCAAGAAACCCUCGAGGCUAAAGAACCUCGACACUAAGCCAGGCCUCUACACGGCCUACACAGCCUACCUGCAUCGUGACAAGGCCCUGCUGAAAAGGCUGCUAAAGGGUGUGCAGAAGAAACGGCCAUCGGAUGCGCAGAGCGCCCUGCUGAGGCGACACCUCCUGGAGCUCACUCAGAGCUUCAUUUUCCCCCUGGAGCACUACAUGGCCAGCCUCAUGCCACUGCAGAAGAGCAUCGCACCCUGGAAGACACCCCCCCAGAUCCGCCCCUUUUGCCAGGACGACUUUCUGCACAGCCUGGAGCACGCCGGGCCCCAGCUCACCUGCAUCCUGAAGGGUGACUGGCUGGGCCUCUACAGGAGGUUUUUCAAGUCCCCCCACUUUGACGGCUGGUACCGGCAGCGGCACCGAGAGAUGGCCCACAAGCUGGAGGCCCUGCACCUGGAGGCUCUGUGUGAGGCGGACCUCGAGACCUGGAUGAAGGACAAGUCCGAAGUGGAGGUCGUCGAUCUGGUCCUGAAACUUCGGGAGAAGCUGGUGCGGGCCCAGGGCCACCAGCUCCCUGUAAAGGAGGCAACGCUGCAGCGGGUUCAGCUGUACGUCACGAUGGCCAUUGGCUCCCUGCCCAAGGACCUGCAGGCUGUCCUGUGCCCACCCUAGGACCAGCCCGGAUCCUCAGGCCCCUCCCUGCAUCACAGCCGCCUGGCAGUAAAGCUGGCCUUCAGAAGCACAGCCUGGUCCCUGCCUGGGGGACUCUGCUGGCAGAGCUUGCUCUUGCUGGGCCCCACCUGCUCCCCACAGGCUGCGGUGGGGAAGGGGGCGGAGGGGCGGCCGGGACCCUACUGGUCUGGGCAGGCCCACUGCCCAUCCCUUCCUGCUGCCCAUCUGCCAGAACCCCAGGCCUUGUGCUUGAUGUGCUCGUCAGCCCCAGCAGGCUGCCCAGCCCGCUGGACAGGCUGGCUGGGUGGGCUGCGCCCGUCCCUCACACAGCCCACCCACUUCUUGUCUGGAGUAACAGGGAGCUUGCCCACAUCACCCACUUGGGAGGGGCAGAGGCUGCUUGGCCAUGUGCAACAUGCUGCCUGCUGCCCGCACUGCCCUCUCUGGAUGCUCGCCCUGUCCCCAUGUAGCCCAAGGAACCCUGGGCCCAGCUGGAGCCCCAAAUCUCGCUGGGGGGGCCGCCCAGCUCCUUCUCAGAAUUGCCACCUCCAGGGUGCUGCCCUGUACCUCCCUGAGUGCUGGACCCUGGAGGGCGGGAUUGUCACCACUCACUGACUACAUUGCCCAGGCUGGUGGGGGGUAAGCACCGGCGUGGACCCAGAGCUGUAGUCCAGCUCCACUCACAGCACCCACAUGCAGCUGAGAGUGCCCCGGCCCCUCAGAGCCUCCCACUGCCCAUUGACUGCGGCACCUGGACAAGGAGGUGAGGUCCUGGCAGAGCAGAUGGGCUCAAGGCUGGGUCUGAAGCCAAGGCUGGUACCACUGUAGCCUGAGACAUUCUGAGUGCUCCCCAGCUGGCACCUGCAGUGAGGUGGAGUGCUUAGCACUCGGCUUCCAAACUGGGCCCACUGCAGCACCGCCAUACACUGUGUCCUGCUGACCUGUCCAGCCCAGACCAUCCCCAUCCUUUUUAUUUAGUUAGUUUUGGAAAGUCAAAGUGACAAGGAUAAAGGUUCAUUCCCUAGAUGGCCGGGGCUGAGUCAGACUUCGGCUCCCAUGUGGAUGGCACUUCUGCU
This is a messenger RNA of Ochotona curzoniae (black-lipped pika), 2834 nucleotides long. It is a transcript of the gene DENND6B, whose product is annotated as DENN domain containing 6B. Gene Ontology annotation, molecular function: guanyl-nucleotide exchange factor activity. Lineage: Eukaryota; Metazoa; Chordata; Mammalia; Lagomorpha; Ochotonidae. The transcript has 20 exons. The record is from RefSeq and is a predicted model, not a curated record. Gene Ontology annotation, cellular component: recycling endosome. The coding region runs from base 1 to 1758 and encodes 585 amino acids.